AUGUUUUCUUCAAGUAGUAUCCAACCCAUCAAAUCUCAUUCAAUUUAUAUUCACUUAGUAACAAUAUUAAUUUUAAUUCAUUAUAUCUAUGAAAUUAAUGGACAACAAUAUGAUUCAUAUAAAUGGAAAACUAUUCAUGAUAAUCAUGAUGAUGAGGAUACAACAUAUUUACCAUUGAAUAGAAUGACUAUUCAUUCUUUAUUACAUCAUAAUGAUCAUGAUCAUAAUCAUAAUAAUGGAAGAAAAAUCAUUAAAACAAGAGCAAUUGAGAUUGCACCACCAGAAAGACCAUUUAUAUUUGAAACUCCUGAAGCACUUAGAACAUAUUUACAUAAAUUAAAUGAAUAUUUUGCAAUUAUAGGACGUCCUAG
Messenger RNA from Schistosoma bovis, 371 nucleotides. NCBI's taxonomy places the organism in Eukaryota, Metazoa, Platyhelminthes, Trematoda, Strigeidida, Schistosomatidae. The record is from the annotation of a GenBank genome assembly.